UAAUUAUGCAAUAAAAAUAUGAAGAAAAGGCCCAAUUUAUUGUUUCGAGAUGAUUCGGUUUAUUUGCUUCGUGGGAAUUACGGUAUAAAAUCACUAAGAUCAAUAACAUCAGAUGGUAAAAAACUUGAAGAUUGCUAUAAAAUAUUAAAGAUACCUCUGGGUUCUAAACAAGAUGUAGUGAGAAAGGCUUUUCUAGAAUUAGCCAAGAAGCAUCACCCUGAUUCGGGAAGCCCUGAAGCUGAUAUUGAGAAGUUUGUUGCUAUAGAGAAUGCUUUUCGAAAGUUAAGUAAACAUAACACUGGCCAAAGCAGUACCGAUGAGAUUGAACAAAUUGUUUAUGACAUAAAGCACACAGCUCCGCAGCACCGUCAAUAUUUAAGUUUUGAAGGUGUAGGGCAUGGUACCCCAUACCAACGUGAAAGGCAAUGGGCACAAGCCAGGGCUCAACGGGCAGCCACAAAUGUCAUGGAACACAGAAUUUCAAAGGCAGUUGCUUCUGAGAAUACAUUAAUGAAAAAAGGUCAACAAUAUGAAAAAAAACAUGAUAUCAAAACAAAAUAUGGUUUUGAUAGGUUAGUGGAAGAUUUGAUACAAGAAUCGAUGUCAAAAGGAGAGUUCGAGAAUUUAAGUGGAAAAGGAAAGCCUUUGAAUACAGAGAAUAGGAAUCCAUAUGUCGAUUUUACUACUCAUAAACUGAACGAGGUUCUUGUCAAUAAUGGUUUCACACCAGAGUGGAUAACAAUGAGCAAAGAGAUUGACCAAGAUGUAAAGUUAUUGAAAGAGGAUAUAAAGUCUGAAAGACAGUACUUGGGACCUUAUCCUUUAUCUACAGAAGAUUUGAUUAAAUGGAACCGGAUCUAUAAAUGCAAUUUAGAUAUCGCUAAAUCGAUUAACAAAAAAAUAAACACUUAUAACUUAAUAGUGCCCUUGAUCAACAAGCAGAAGUUCCAUUUGGAUUUUGACAAGAUUUGCGACGAGAUACUUCAAAAUGGCGCUCAUUCUGUUGAAAAGAAAAUUACUCAAGAACAUUAUGUUCAAAAAGAUACAAUCAGUCACGACGAGGAUUUGUUUAGUGUGUUUUUCAAGGCAGUUAGUGAAUUAUUAAAUUUUAGUAAGAAGAAGAUUGACAAUACGAAACAAUAAUUGUUUUUAUGGCUUAGUUUUUCAAACUCAUAACUUGUUUGAAAUAAAUGAAAAAAUAUUUCUUGCUAGUUAUUAUUUGAAAUUCGACCAUAUCUAGAGAACUGAG
Molecule: messenger RNA, 1249 nt
Organism: Bombyx mori (domestic silkworm)
Lineage: Eukaryota; Metazoa; Arthropoda; Insecta; Lepidoptera; Bombycidae
Product: dnaJ homolog subfamily C member 28
Source: RefSeq, marked provisional